GUAUUAGCUCUGGGUCGAGGUUGAUCAUAACUCGAAGCAGGCUUUGUAAAAUAGGGCUCCUCUUCGUCCUGUGAACUUUGAAUUUGAAGUUUAUUUUCAGGCUUCUUGUCGAAUGUAAAUGCUUGUCCUUCUUUCGUUGGUGACGCAGGGACUACUUCACCUGAUUUUUGCCGAUCUCGCGGAGGUCCACUACUGCCUGCAUUACCCAUUUUGAAAAAUUAGAACAUUCUUAGAUUUAGGAAAUAUUAAAAAUCGAAUAACUAAGCAAUAUAUUUUGACAAUUGGAAACGUGACAAACAUGUCAGACUGUAAGUCAAAAAUUAUGUCAAGGUUAAAAAUUUUUGUAGAAUUGCCUAUCCUGUGUUUUAUUUUGAAGAUUUAAUUAAUAUUAAGAAGUUUAGAUUAUAUUGAACUUAAAUUUGUAAUUUCAAAAUUUUGAAUUUUAAUAAUGAAUUUAAAAUUAUUAUUAUUAUAUGGAGCAGAGAUAUAUUUGUCCAAUUGCUGUCAUCAGAAUAUUGACAGAAAAAUCUGCUCCUUAAAUGUCAAUCAAGUCAUCAAAUGUGAAAAUAAUUUAAACAAUAUAACCUAACUUUAUUAAGGAUUUUGAUGUAAUUUGUAGUUGUUAUUAUUUGUUCAUAUAGAAUAUAUGUAUAAAAUAGAAAUAAGUGACCUUUACACUUUAUUACCACUACCUCAAAUUGUAAAAUCAAGUAGAUGGUACUUAACCCUGAACUGAAAGAGAUAAAAAAAUAUAAUCAAUUAAUUUAGCAACUAAAUUGCUUUGUGAUAUUCUACUAAAAAUUUAGUAUUUUCAAUAAUAGUAAAAUGACGACGAAUAUGAAGAGAAUUGGAGAAAUCAGUAUACCUGUGCCUUGGGGACAUCUAGCAGCGAAAACAUGGGGCGAAGAAAAAGAUCCUCUCAUACUCUGCUUUCACGGAAUAAUGGACAAUGCUGGAAGCUUUAACAGACUUAUUGCUCAAUUGCCUUCCACGUUCUAUUAUGUGUGUAUUGAUUUGCCAGGACAUGGAAAAUCGUCGCCGUUUCCUCCUCACCUACCGCUCCAUACUCUAAACUUUCUUUUGGUUUAUAAACACGUAACUAGGUUCUUCAAGAGAAAGUUUGUGAUCAUGGGUCACAGUUAUGGGGGCCAAUUAGGCUUUUUGUACGCCCAGAUGUACCCCGAGUGUGUCGAAAAACUUGUUAUGUUGGAUACAGUGACAAUGUACCCUGUACCAAGCAGCUUUUGUAUAGAUUUUUUAGUUGACAGAAUAGAUAAUCAUCUUAAAAUCUGUGAUAAUUUAAGCAAUAAACAAGCACCAGUUUACACAUGGGAGCAAGCUUUAGAAAAGGUACAAAAAGGGCGAAAUUACAACGAAAUAAAGCGGGAAGCUGCCGAAGCUUUAUUAGAAAGGGCCGUAGAGCCACAGGGAGAACUUUACAAGUUUACGUUAGACCAAAGAUUAAAAAACUUUGUGAAUCCUUUACGAGACCAUAGGUUAGCUAUGGAAGCUAAAACAUGGGGUGAACCAGAUGAUCCUUUAAUACUUUGCUUCCAUGGAGUUAUGGAUAAUGCCGGUACCUUUAAUCGGUUAAUGUCAUACUUACCGAACAGCUUCUACUACGUCUGUAUAGACCUUCCUGGUCAUGGCAGGUCAUCAUACUUUCCACCAAAUCUACCUUUAAAUGUCCUAAAUUUUAUUUUAGCAUAUAGGUAUAUUAGUUUACAUUUUAAAAGAAAAUUUGUGAUAUUAGGUCAUAGCUAUGGAGGUCAGCUGGGCUAUGUUUACACUCAAGUCUAUCCAAAAGAUGUACAAAAAUUAAUAAUGCUUGAUACAGUUACACUAUUUCCAGUUUCUGUUAGGAAUUUGAAAAAUCAUCUAUGUGAGAGAGUUGAUAACCACAUUCAACAGGAGAUCAAGAUGGCUUCGGGAACUCGACCUACCUACACAAAAGAAGAAGCUUUACACAAACUACAUACAGGAAGGAGUUAUGCGCCGAUUAAAUUAGAGGGCGCGGCAGCUUUGUUGGAGAGAUCCAUAGAAGAAGCUGAGGAUGGUCGAUAUAGGUUUACCUUGGAUCCGAGAAUCAAAAAUACUUUAACACUUCUAAGAGAUCUCAGGUAUACCAAAGAAACUAUAAUGCAUAACCCAGUACGAUGUCCAGUUUUAAUUAUCUUGGGAACCGAAUCGACUGCUCAGCAAGUCUAUUUUAGUUCGAUUAUUCAGUAUUUUAAACAAAGAAGAAACAUGAGGAUUAAAUACGUAGAAGGUAAUCACGAUGUCCAUAAUGACUAUCCAGAAAGAGUUGCACCAUUAAUAAAUAAAUUUUUAUUAUACAGAUCAAGCAAAAUAUGACCUGGACAUUACAAAUUACUAUGUUAUAAUUGAAAUAAAAAUUUUGUCUGAAUUAAA
Messenger RNA from Diabrotica balteata, 2412 nucleotides. Lineage: Eukaryota; Metazoa; Arthropoda; Insecta; Coleoptera; Chrysomelidae. The record is from the annotation of a GenBank genome assembly.